This is a messenger RNA of Calypte anna (Anna's hummingbird), 2657 nucleotides long. It is a transcript of the gene RIC8B, whose product is annotated as RIC8 guanine nucleotide exchange factor B. Lineage: Eukaryota; Metazoa; Chordata; Aves; Apodiformes; Trochilidae. The transcript is spliced from 10 exons. Gene Ontology annotation, cellular component: plasma membrane; cytoplasm. The record is from RefSeq and is a predicted model, not a curated record. Gene Ontology annotation, molecular function: guanyl-nucleotide exchange factor activity; G-protein alpha-subunit binding. Gene Ontology annotation, biological process: G protein-coupled receptor signaling pathway. Bases 129 to 1745 code for a protein of 538 amino acids.
CGUCACGUCAGGGGGCGCGGGGUGGGAGGUCAGGGCGCGGCGGGGCGGUGGCGGCUGCCGGCGGAGCGAAGAGGAGCGAGGAGGGGAAGGGAAGAGAAGGAGGGGAGGGCAGGCGGCGGCCGGCGGGCAUGGAGCUGGGCGCGGUGCUGGAGGCUGUGGAGGGGCGCGGCGACGGCGGUGCCGAGGCGGUGGAGCGGGUCCUGGCGCGGUAUAACGAGGAGAACCGGACCAUUUUCAGAUUUGAUCCAUCAGAUGAAGACAAAAGAAAGAAACUGUGUGAGGGAAUUCUAAACAUCCUUGAGAAAGACACCAAAACUUCAUGUCAAGUUGCCUGCCUGGAGGCCCUACGAAUUCUUUCCAGGGACAAGAAGGUAUUAGUGCCUGUAACCACGAAGAGGAACAUGCAGAUCCUCAUGAGGCUGGCAAAGCUGGACACUGUGGAAGAUCCUUUGGAGAGACCGUCUGAAUUUCCUGUUAUAGUGGAAGCUUUAAAAUGCCUCUGUAACAUAAUUUUUAAUAGCACUGUUGCCCAGAAGCUCAGUUUGGAACUGAAUCUCGCAGCUAUGCUCUGUAAUCUUCUGGAAAAAUGCAAGGACCAGCAGUUGGUUGAUGACAUUAAGUGUUUUGAUUUGCGUCUCCUCUUCCUCUUGUCACUUCUGCACACAGACAUUAGAUCGCAGUUGCGUAAGGAACUACAAGGGGUUCAAGUUUUAACUCAGGCUUUGGAAAGUUCCCUGAGUGUAAGGUGGACAGAAGAAUAUAAAGCAGUAGAAGAUCGUGACAGACCUCCUCUAUCUUUGCAAGAGACAGAUUGUGCCAUUGAGGCACUAAAGGCUCUUUUUAAUGUAACACUUGACAGUUGGAAUGUCCACAGUGAGAAUGAAUCUCGUCAAUUUCGUUACAUGGCUGCCAUCCUUCGACACUGCUUAUUAACCACGGGCCCUACUGAAGACAAAACAGAAGAGCUGCACAGCAAUGCAAUCAAUCUCUUAAGCAAUGUUCCUGUUUCUUGCUUGGAUGUUCUUAUUAGUCCAUCAUCUCAAGAGGAAACAGAUAUAAAAUACAAUGAUAUGAAUAUGGGAGCAAUUCAAAUUCUACUGGAUUUCAUGGAAAAGAGAAUAGACAAGGGAAGCAGCUAUAGAGAAGGUCUCACUCCAGUUCUCAGUUUAUUAACUGAAUGCUGCCGAACUCAUAGGAAUAUCAGGAAGUUUAUAAAAGCUCAGGUGCUGCCUCCAUUAAGGGAUGUAUCAAAUCGUCCAGAAGUUGGCACAACAGUGAGGAACAAGCUUGUGCGCCUCAUGACACACGUUGAUCUUGGAGUAAAGCAAAUUGCAGCAGAAUUUCUUUUUGUUCUUUGUAAAGAGAGAGUUGACAGCUUGUUAAAAUACACAGGCUAUGGUAAUGCAGCAGGAUUGCUGGCAGCAAGGGGUCUGCUAGCAGGAGGAAGAGGAAAUCAUUGGUACUCAGAUGAUGAAGAUACAGAUACAGAAGAAUACAAAUCUGCAAAGCCAAACAUUAACCUUAUCACUGGUCAUUUAGAAGAACCAAUGCCCAAUCCCAUGGAUGAAAUGACAGAAGAACAAAAGGAGUAUGAAGCCAUGAAGCUUGUCAACAUGUUUGAUAAACUUUCCAGAGAUGAGCUUAUCAAACCAAUGGGAGUGAGGCCGGAUGGCACAAUGGCUCCUUUGGAAGAAGCAGUCAGCCAGUACCAUACCAACAAGCAAGACAGUUCAGAUUCUGACUAAAGCAUCAUCACCUGCUUCACUCUCGAUUCUCCUCUAAUCCUCACUUCUCCCUAGAGCCACGACAUCCUUUAUCUAAGCAUUUUAUCCUCACGUUAGCCAGCAUCACUUUUAACUAUUCUUUUAUUGGGCUAUGAAAAUCGCGGGUCCGGUGGUGUAAUGUCUGAAUUUUUAUUAUGUCUGUUUAAAGAACGUUUAGUUUAUGAUCUUUAUUAAUUUAAAAGUAAGUGUAAAAUAAAAUAUAAACACUUCAAUUUUCCGGAAUCCUGUUUCCUGAACUCUGUAGGUUUUUCCAUGCUUGAUAUUUUUUUAUUGUCUUGCCAGUCUCUCCCUUUAUAUAAUUUUAAGGAAAGAAGUGUGUUUGCUUAAUGGCAUUAGGAGCAAAGGGUGUUUAUACUUAGAAUUCUGAUUUUGCUGCUUUAAACUGGCAUUCCACAGUGAUUUCAGAGCUACCCUUUAAAAAAUGUCAUUGGAUUUCUUACACAGAAGUGUGUGGAUUCUUAAGAUUUGACAUCACUGACUGCUGCUAAAAUUACCUUUAAAUUGGGAACAAGAUCGUGUACGUUGUGUGUCCUACUUCUGCUCCCACUCCCUUUUAUGACUACACAAAUAUGUCCCACUCCUCUGUCUCUGGUUAAGUAAAACUGUCCCUGUUCAAAACAGCAUCCAAGUAUCUACAUUUAAAUGUUGCCAUGAAUGGGAGUGGACUGAAGUGCAUGUGCAAGUGUUCUACUGAACUGGGCCCUGCUUUAGGAGGUUACCUAUUAUGCCUCACUUGAAGGGAAGUCGGACUAAUCAACCAAGAAAUAUUUCCUUUUAGGGAGACUAGGAAGUGAAGGGAAGGUGGGAAGGAGAAGAAAGUGUCACUUUCAACUCUGUAAUCUUUAAAAACAAAGAUUAAAAUCUGCUGCACCA